AUGUUAAAUAAUGCAUUCUUUCAUGGUGAUUUGAAUGAAGAAGUUUACAUGAAGUUGCCUCAUGGUCUUUCAGUUUCUAGGCCAUCUGUUUCUUCUGCUCCUCUGAACUUCAUGAGAAAUUGCCUGUUGAUUCUGUUCUUAAAGUAUCCAAGAGUUCCUCACAUGUCUGCUGUUGUGCACCUUUUGAGAUACCUCAAAGGCACGCCUGAUGUUGGACUGUUCUUUUCAUACUCUUGUGAUCUUACAUUGACUACUUAUCCAGAUGGUGAUUGGGUUACAUGUGUUGAUACCCGCAGAUCUGUCACUGGUUUUUGUACUUAUAGGGUUGUUGUUCAUAUAAAAAAGGACCCUAUCUUCCAUGAGCGUACCAAAUAUUUUGAGGUGGAUUGUCACUUUAUUCGGACCAAGUUAGGUGAUAGCCUGAUUCAAUUGGCUCAUGUUCCUAUUGCCAAGCAGCUCGCUGACAUCUUUACCAAGCCAUUAGCUUGGCAGAGUCACCAUCGGUUUCUUUCCAAGUUGCAGGUGGUUUUCCCCUCCAACUUGAGGGAGGGGAUUGUUGGACUUGGAGACUAUAUGGCAUCUGGGCUGCGGCACAAAUGA
Molecule: messenger RNA, 600 nt
Organism: Nicotiana attenuata
Lineage: Eukaryota; Viridiplantae; Streptophyta; Magnoliopsida; Solanales; Solanaceae
Exons: 4
Coding region: 1-600 (199 amino acids)
Source: RefSeq, a predicted model, not a curated record